This is a messenger RNA of Ambispora gerdemannii, 489 nucleotides long. The record is from the annotation of a GenBank genome assembly. NCBI's taxonomy places the organism in Eukaryota, Fungi, Glomeromycota, Glomeromycetes, Archaeosporales, Ambisporaceae.
AUGUCUAACGUUAAUGGCUGUAAACAUCCACUUGUUGGUGUGGGCGUGUUUGUUGUUCGCGGGGACAAAUUUUUGAUUGGGAAACGAAAAGGAUCACAUGGAUCGGGAACGUGGCAACUUCCCGGAGGAAAUUUAGAAUUCGGUGAAUCAUUCGAAACAUGCGCAGAAAGAGAAGUGUUCGAAGAAACAAAUCUCAGAAUCAAAGAUAUCAAAUACCACUUCAUCACAAACGACUUUUUUCUUAACGAGAAUAAACAUUACGUGAACAUUUUCAUGUGUGCAAAAAUUGCAGAUCCCAACGCCGAAGCUUUGGUAAUGGAACCAAAUAAAUGCGAAACAUGGGAAUGGACCACGUGGCAAGAAUUUAUUCGUGGGGGAAUUUCGGGUGAAGAAGACGGGAAUGUAAAGAAUAAGUAUCGUCCGAUGUUCACACCAAUCGAGCAUUACUUUAAGCUUAGGGGAGAAAAUGGACCAUCUGAAAAGACAUAA